AUGACUGUUAGCCAUCGCAAACCGCGCCCGACACACUCGAAUCAGGAGCGAUCAUCUGCUUCUGAGCCGGGUGUGCGAUACCACUGCGAUGUGUGCGGUGCAGAUAUCACAUUGACCGUGCGCAUUCGGUGUGCGGGUGGAUGCGAGGAUUUCGAUUUGUGUGGUACAUGCUUUUGUACUGGCUCGGAAUUGGGUCAGCACAAAGCAUGGCACGACUACCGUGUCAUUGAGCAGCAUGCGACGCCUGUGUAUUGUCCAGACUGGGGCGUGGAUGAAGAACUGCUACUGAUUGAUGGAUGCCAGCUAUAUGGUGUGGGAAACUGGGCAGAUAUUGCUGACCAUAUAGGUAAUCGCACCAAAGAAGAGGUACAGCGUCAUUUUAUCGAUGUGUACAUUGAAGGUAAAAAUGGUACGCCGUCCGGUGAGGCGCGUGCCCAAAAAGCUGUGGAUGCAUGGCGCGAAAACCACGCUUGUGACCCGGAAUUUCAGGGCGAAGAGCCGCUGCCCAUCGUGGGACCUGACCAAGACUUUCACGCCGACAUCUCUCCCGACGAGUUUCAGCUACAGCGUCGUCAGCGCAUUGAACAGUUGCGUGCUUCGCAGAUGCCGAUUGUACCGCCCAAAGCUGCCAAACCGCUCGUCUCAGCCCCUACGACUCACAGCGAAAUUUCAGGAUUUAUGCCCGGACGAUUGGAGUUUGAACAAGAGUUUGAGCAGGAAGCGGAGCAUGCUGUCAAGGACAUGGAGUUUGGACUGGUAUAUUCGUUUGGGGGUGACACAAUGCCGACGGAGAAAGAAGCAUUGGAUGGGAAGAGUGCUACUCAGGGCAAACCACGUAUGGAGUCUAGUGGACGCGGUGGUCCGGUUCCGGCUGCCGUGCCAAACCAAGAUGAUAUGGAAGAAGAGACGUUUUCUGACGCCCUCGAUACGCAUCCCCCACCUGACGAAUCUAUGCAAGUGGACGAAAAACCGGAAGACGCACAAGAAAAUGCGGUGCCAGAUACCAAAGCCGAGGCGAAAACAGAAGACGCCACCCAUGAUGAUCAUACCCCUGACUGGGAAGAAGAUCCGACCGACUUGGAACUCAAACUGGCCAUCCUCGACAUUUAUAGCGGCCACUUGGACCGCCGAGCUCGUAAAAAGCAGUUUCUUUUUGAGCGCAACUUGGUGGACUACCGACGAAAUACAGCAGGGGAGCGCCGGCGGCCCAAGGAGGAGCGUGAUUUGCUGGCGCGUAUCAAGCAUUUUUCGACGCUUCAGACAGCCAUGGACUUUGAAGAAUUAUACCAGAACCUAUGCUAUGAAGAGGCACUAAAAAAAGUCGUUCGGCAGCUUCAGCAGUACCGUACAUUGGGCAUUACGACGCUGUCCGAGGCAGCACGCUACGAAAGUGAGCUGGCCGAGCGCACGAAACGGCAGAUGGAGGCCGCAGAAGGAACGCUGCCUGCCCAGACAACAGGCCGUGCUCGGCACCGUGAUCGAAGUCAGUCCGUCCUGGAUAAGAAGGAAGGCGAUGAGUUUUCCUUUGCAAGUGCGCCUUCGAUCCAAUUGCUUUCGCCAGAGGAGCAGCAGCUGUGCUCGGCGCUGCACAUUCUUCCCCAGCCCUUCCUGCUUCUCAAGUCGGUCUUGCUCACAAGCAGCUUUGUGCACCAUCGGGAGUUGACCAUCGAGCACUGGGUGCAUUUGUGUGCGAUUGAUCGCCGCAAACUUGCGCACAUAUACGACUUUUUCCGCGAUCGUGGCUACCUUCAGGCCGUGACGCAGGCGUCGGCCUGGUCAGAGGCGCCGCCUCCGUCGACACGGGCGUCGUCUCGCGCUACGACAGACGACGGCGUUCGGUCGUAG
This is a messenger RNA of Malassezia restricta, 1845 nucleotides long. Its product is annotated as transcriptional adapter 2-alpha. The coding region runs from base 1 to 1845 and encodes 614 amino acids. Gene Ontology annotation, cellular component: SAGA-type complex; nucleus. The record is from RefSeq and is a predicted model, not a curated record. Gene Ontology annotation, biological process: chromatin remodeling; regulation of transcription by RNA polymerase II. NCBI's taxonomy places the organism in Eukaryota, Fungi, Basidiomycota, Malasseziomycetes, Malasseziales, Malasseziaceae. Gene Ontology annotation, molecular function: chromatin binding; transcription coactivator activity; zinc ion binding. The transcript has 2 exons.